This is a messenger RNA of Fusarium keratoplasticum, 1590 nucleotides long. RefSeq lists its product as uncharacterized. The transcript is spliced from 11 exons. Bases 1 to 1590 code for a protein of 529 amino acids. The record is from RefSeq and is a predicted model, not a curated record. Lineage: Eukaryota; Fungi; Ascomycota; Sordariomycetes; Hypocreales; Nectriaceae.
AUGUCGGCCGAGGUGAUCAUCGGCAUCGACAUUGGUGCCAGCGGCACUGGUGUCGCCUGGAGCAAGAGAGGAACCGGCGAAAUUAAGUUCUUGCUCUGGGAUGAAACCCCGGAUAUGGUUGACUCCAACCAGACUAUUCUAUCGCGACCAAGAGGUGUACGUGAGUGGUUUAAGCUUGACCUGGACAAAGGCCUGGAGGGAGUUGACAAAGCGCGACGACCGUACGCCAGCUUUAUGGAAAAGCUCCAUGAAGAGAUUUCAGGUCGUUAUGCCUCCGAGAUGCUGGGCAAGACACCUUGGGAAGAGGCAAGACUUCGUUUUCUUUUCAGCGUCCCAGCCACCUGGGACGCACCUACCGUUGAGGCCUUUCGAGAUUUUGCCUCCGCCGCGGGGUUUGACAGUCCUUGCGGCCACAGCCUGGAUAUUGGCUUGACCGAGCCCCAAGCUGUCGCUGCAUUCCAGCUUUGCUGCGACGAAGCCACUUUCAGGUUUGAGAUAGGCAGGUCCACGUAUCCCCAGCGAGAUGUUGCUGAUGACAGGGACUUUUGCUUGUUGGAGGUCCAGCAGGACCAGAGUGGGCAACGCUAUGCUGUUGAACUGCAGCCUGCAUCUGGAAACGCCAUCGGAUCCGUUUACACCGACGAAGGAUUUGAGGACAAAGCUAAAGAGGCACUCCAGCCCCUCCACCCAGGCUCAAGUCCCACGGUCGAUUAUAUUGCAUGGAACAUGCGGAGAAGCCCCGCAUUCCAAGGUGCGAAGCACGAGUUCGGCGUCUCCCAAGAUCCGAUUCCUCCGUUCCCCCUCUCGGACUACAUGGGCGACCUGGAAGGUCCAUUACAACAUGAGAAGUUUGUUUUCGACAGACUCGACAUGAAGGGGCUCUUCGACACUCAGGUGCGAUUGUUGAAACAGCACAUCGUGAGAUCAGCAAGUUGGCUGAAGGGGCACAGAGAUUCUAGGAAUCACAUUGAUUACGUCCUACUCUCUGGGGGCCUGGGAAGCUCCGCCUAUGUCAAGCAGGAGAUCGAAAAGGUGUGCGCGAAUUUCGGUCGCGAGGAGCACAAGUUCCCGUGCAGGGCGGCCUUUGGGGUCCUCUGCGGAGUUCCCGACAGCAGAUGGGUCGAGGCAAAGUGGAAGCCGAUCCUGAAGUGGGCCAAGAAGAAGGAUCUCCCCAAAACCAAGGACUCCGCGACAGGGAAGGAACUCUACCAGUUUGUUGAUUGGUUCCUUACAAAGGACACAAUGAUCGACAAUGGUAAGGCCAUUGACUACGUGAGUCAAACGCUUGGUUCGAUGCGAGUGCACCUCUCUCGUGUCGAUGAAAGCGCCAUCGAGCGACCUCGAGGACCAAAGGGCCUCUUCCACAAGGCAAUGGCGGAGAUGCAUAUCCGAGAUUCCUUCGUCAAGGUCAAAUUCGUGAUCGAGGCCAAGAUUGGACCGGCUCACGCGAGCUUUCAGUUCUUUGAUGCCUCUAAGUCCAAGAAGCUGAGCGAGCCCGUCAAUUUCCGCCUCAAGGACAAGGACGUUGGAUUGGUUCCAUUCUCUACGGGCCUUACUCAUGUUGAAGAAGAGGCUGAGAUCGCUGCCUAG